AUGGAGAAGGCCACGGCACCCACCGCCAAGAACCGCGAACCUGGCGGAGCCGCCGGAGGCAUUCCACGGAAGCGUGGUCAGAGUGACAACUGCUACGGCCAUAUCAUAAGCGGUCUCCCCGACGCCAUCCUGGGCACCAUCAUCUCCCUCCUCCCCACCAAGGAGGGCGGCCGCACGCAGGCCAUCUCUCGCCGGUGGCGCCACCUCUGGCGCUCCGCCCCCCUGAACCUCGAGGUAUCCCCCAGCCUCUGUGCCAACCUCAGUGAGCUCGCCUCCUUCCUCUCCAAAAUCCUCUCCGAGCACCCCGGCCCCGCACGCCGCUUCCGCUGCCCCUCCAUCCACCUGGGCGACAGCUACGCACAGGUCGACGGCUGGCUCCGCUCCCAAGCCCUCACCAACCUCCAGGAGCUCGACAUCAGUUUCGUUCGCCCGUCGCCGCGGCCCGAGACGGAUCACGCGCUGGCGUCGUCUCUGUACCGCCUGGCAUCCACCCUCGUCGUGGCCAAAAUCGGCGGCUGCAAUUUCUCCAAAGAGAUCGUGCCACUGUCGAAUUUCCCCUACCUGAAGGACCUCACACUACACUACGUUUCCUUGUCGAAGGAGUUCCUACAUGGCAUGCUCUCUAGCUGCAAGGCCUUGGAGAACCUGCUGCUCUGGAACAUCUUUGUUGUCGGCCACCUCCGCAUUAGCUCACCGACUCUUCGGCGCAUUGGCUUCUCCGUUUGUGCUGGUCACAAAGAGCUUGUCAUUGAGGAUGUGCCUCGCCUUGAAAGGUUGCUGCUACCUUCUCGAGGCAGAGGCGGUGGGACCAUUCAGUUAAUCCGGGCACCUAAACUGGAGAUGUUAGGCCCUUUGUCAGCUGGUGUUGCAGUAUUCCAGGGAACGAUGCCAAUCAGCUUGACAAACUUGAUACACACUGGGAAGGCUUUAGCUCUCACUUCUGGCCCUCAACUGAAUGUUGUUCUUGACAUCCUCAAGUGCUUCCCCUGCUUGGAAAGGCUCCACGUUGUUCUGCAGAAAAAUUCAAAGAUGGAUGUGAAAGACGUGUCUCUGUAUGGUCCACUAGAUUCAGUCGAAUGUCUUGGGACCCAUCUCAAAGAAAUGGUGAUACUGAAUUACGAAGGCUGUGAGCAAGAUGUUGGCUUUGCCAAGUUCUUUGUUUUGAAUGCAGUGGUCCUAAAGAAAAUCAAAUUUGGAGUCCCUAAGGACAACAACGGUGACUGGGUGGCUAUUCAACUGGAUUUGCUGCAAGUGGAGAAUAGGGCUUCUCAAGACGCUCAAUUUGAUUUCAAAUGUGGUUUGGAUGAUGUCAUUAACUACCCGUGUAUCCAUGACUUGUCAUUGACCGAUCCUUUCGACUGCUUGUUUUCUGAAUGA
Messenger RNA from Triticum turgidum subsp. durum (durum wheat), 1377 nucleotides. The record is from the annotation of a GenBank genome assembly. NCBI's taxonomy places the organism in Eukaryota, Viridiplantae, Streptophyta, Magnoliopsida, Poales, Poaceae.